AAGGGGAACGAGGAUGAAAUGGUUCCUGGUUUCGGUCAUGGAACCUGGAUAGGAAAAGGAUCCCAAGCGUUGAAUGAUACACCAGAGAUGUUGUCUGAAAGGAGCCUGAGACAGGAAAGAAGAGUGAAACGGGCUGAUGAACUGAUGAAUGACGACACUAUCCAAAAGUUUGAGAAGGCAGCCCUUGCACGUUCCAGAUCUGUCGAUUCUGCACCACUAGGAAACUACACCAUUUGGAAAAAUGAAUACCGGAGGGGCAACAACUAUGAAGAUAUCUUACAUCUCAUGCAAGAUCAAAUCAUUAUGGCACGAGUUUACAGUGGUCUUGCAAAGUUGACAAACAAUCUCGCAUUGCACGAAGAACUAGAAACACAGCUAGCCAAAAUAGCAUCGGAGGAAGAAUCAAGUGAUAGUGAUACUGAUCAACUGCAGAGAGUUCUUGAUACUAUAAGAGACAUGGGACAAAUACUGGCUAGGGCGAAAGAGCAGCUAUAUGAAUGCAAGUUGGUGACAAAUAAGCUGAGAGCAAUGCUACAAGCAGCUGAAGAAGAACUCGAAUACACGCAAACUUAUACAACGUUCUUGACUCAGCUGGCUUCCAAGGCACUACCAGAUUCUAUCCACUGCUUGACCAUGCGCUUGACUCUAGAGUAUCAUCUCCUGCCUUUACCAAUGAGAAAUUUUCCAAGAAGGGAGAAUUUGGAGAAUCCAAAUCUUUACCACUACGCUCUCUUCUCUGAUAAUGUGUUGGCUGCAUCAGUUGUUGUCAAUUCCACAGUCAUGAAUGCAGAGGAUCCUUCAAGGCAUGUUUUUCACCUUGUGACUGAUAAACUCAAUUUUGGAGCAAUGAGUAUGUGGUUUCUGUUAAACCCUCCUGGAGACGCAACCAUCCAUGUCCAAAGGUUCGAAGAUUUUUCUUGGCUCAACUCAUCUUACUCCCCAGUUUUGAGACAGCUCGAGUCAGCAGCUAUGAAGAAGUUCUACUUCAAGACAGAUAGAUCUGAAUCAGUUGAAUCAGGCUCAGAAAACCUCAAGUACCGGUACCCGAAAUACAUGUCAAUGCUUAACCACUUGAGGUUCUACAUCCCGAGGAUCUUCCCAAAGUUAGAGAAAAUCUUGUUUCUUGACGAUGAUGUGGUUGUUCAGAAGGAUUUAACUCCCCUGUGGUCCAUAGAUCUUAAAGGGAAAGUGAAUGGUGCAGUAGAAACCUGUGGUGUCACCUUCCAUCGCCUUGACACUUACUUAAACUUCAGUGAUAAACACAUUUCAGAGAACUUUAAUCCGAAAUACUGCGCAUGGGCUUAUGGGAUGAACAUCUUCGACCUGAAAGAGUGGAAAAAGAACAACAUUACAGAAACUUAUCACUUUUGGCAAGACCUGAAUGAAAACCGAACUUUAUGGAAACUUGGAACAUUGCCACCAGGGCUCAUAACGUUCUACAAGCUGACACUACCGCUUCAGGGCAAAUGGCACUUACUUGGACUGGGUUAUGAUAAAGGAAUAGAUGUCAAGAAGAUUGAAAGAUCAGCUGUCAUACAUUACAACGGACACAUGAAACCAUGGACAGAGAUGGCGAUAAGCAAGUAUCAGCCAUACUGGACAAAGUACAUCAAUUUUGAUCAUCCUUUCAUCUUUAGCUGCAGGCUGUUUGAGUGAAGAAGACUAGGCUU
Messenger RNA from Camelina sativa (false flax), 1670 nucleotides. Its product is annotated as putative galacturonosyltransferase 2. Lineage: Eukaryota; Viridiplantae; Streptophyta; Magnoliopsida; Brassicales; Brassicaceae. Gene Ontology annotation, molecular function: polygalacturonate 4-alpha-galacturonosyltransferase activity. The record is from RefSeq and is a predicted model, not a curated record.